Molecule: messenger RNA, 667 nt
Organism: Emiliania huxleyi CCMP1516
Lineage: Eukaryota; Haptophyta; Isochrysidales; Noelaerhabdaceae
Exons: 2
Coding region: 1-630 (209 amino acids)
Source: RefSeq, a predicted model, not a curated record
AUGCUCCUCGUGGGCCUUCUCGAGGCACUCCUCGGCUUCUUGCUGGUUCUCGCCCCGCUAUGUGUUCACCUGGCGACGAAGGGCGCGCCGCGCUCUUACGACGGCUGGUUUUCCGUGUUCAGCUCCGUGCCAUGUGGGCGCCGGGCCUUCUCCUCGCUGAUUGGCGUCAUCGCGCCGUACACCGCGUCGAUCGGAGCCACGCUCCAGGAAGUCAGCGCCUCGUCCGUCACAGCGAGCAUGCCUGACCGGCCGUGGCUGCGGAACCCCUUCUCCUCGGUCCACGCCAUCGCGCUCGCCAAUUUGGGCGAGCUGACGACGGGGAUCGCCGUGCUGAGCGCGCUGCAGGGGCUCAAGUCGGUCCGCGGGAUCCCCGUCGCGGUCAACACGUCCUACGAGAAGAAGGCGAGGACUCCGAGACGCCUCGCGCAGACGCACGCGAGGGGCACCGUCACGUGCACCUGCUCCAUGGCCAGCGUGCUCGAGGCGCUCAGAGACGUGCAGGAGCCGUGCCGAAAGCCGAUCGAGGGCGUCCUGACCAACGCCAAGGGCGAGCGCGUCGCCGUGUGCAGCGUCGUCUGGGCCUUCUCGCUCAACCUCAAGCAAAAGGGGGAGAACGCAGCGGCCACGUGAGAUCUCUCACACGCGCCCCAAUUUUAAGCAACUUCUU